CAGCCCAAACCAACCAUGGCUGUUUUAAUGUGUCUUAGGUGGUCUGCUCAUGAGAAGGCUGUGGGGUCGUUGGCACGGAAACUGGGGUUCACACAGGUGUCGCUGUCCAGUGAGGUGAUGCCCAUGAUACGAGCUGUACCCAGAGGGUACACAGUCUGUGCAGAUGCCUACCUCACACCCAAAAUACGGCAGUAUCUGCGUGGCUUCACCUCUGGGUUCAGGGGAGGCCUGAAGGAUGUGGAUGUGCUGUUCAUGCAGUCAGACGGUGGGCUGACUCCCAUGGGGCAGUUCUGCGGCUCGCGAGCGGUGCUGUCUGGGCCGGCGGGAGGUGUGGUGGGCUACGCCGUCACCUCCUACAGCUCCACGGAGAACAAGCCCGUCAUCGGCUUUGACAUGGGGGGCACCUCCACGGACGUAAGCCGCUACGCUGGCCAGUACGAGCACGUGUUUGAGGCGACCACCGCAGGCGUCACACUGCAGGCCCCUCAGUUGGACAUCAACACCGUGGCUGCAGGCGGGGGCUCUCGACUCUUCUUUAGGUCAGGCAUGUUUGUGGUGGGACCCGAGUCAGCUGGAGCCCAUCCUGGACCUGCCUGCUACAGAAAGGGCGGCCCUCUUACUGUCACCGAUGCCAACCUGGCGCUCGGCAGGCUCUUGCCCGCCUUCUUCCCACGCAUCUUCGGCCCGGGCGAGAACGAGCCGCUCUCCAGCGAAGAGACCAUGCGCCACUUCCGCCAGCUCACCAAGGAGAUCAACCUCUUCCUGUCGGCUCAGUCACAGGGCGGUGCCAACGGGCCCGGCCAGGCCAGGAGCAGCGGUGCAGCCCGGGGGAGCAAAACAGAAAUGAGCGUCGAGGCGGUUGCCAUGGGUUUCAUCCGUGUGGCCAAUGAGGCCAUGUGUCGGCCAAUCAGAGCACUGACUCAGGCGAAGGGCCAUGACACAUCUAAGCACGUGUUGGCUUGCUUUGGCGGAGCUGGUGGCCAACAUGCCUGUGCCAUUGCACGUGCCCUGGGCAUGAAGACUGUCUUCAUUCACAAGUACAGCGGUGUUUUGUCGGCGUACGGGUUGGCCCUGGCUGACGUGGUGGAGGAGGUGCAGGAGCCGUGCUCUCUGCAGUACGAGUCGCGCUCCUUCACUGAGCUGGACCGCCGGGUGGACCUGCUCUCCCAGCGAUGCCAGGACACACUACGGGCCCGAGGCUUCAACAGUUCUCAGAUCCAGACUGAGGUGUUCCUUCACCUGCGUUAUGAGGGAACUGAUUGUGCUCUCAUGGUAACGGCCACUGGUUACCCAGGCAACCCUCAGUCCUGCCGUGCUGGAGACUUCCGCUCUGCAUUUACUAAAAGAUAUCUGAAAGAGUUUGGUUUUACCAUUCCUGAUCGACCCAUCAUGGUUGAUGACAUCCGGAUAAGAGGAUCGGGGAUGUCGGGCAUUAAAUCAGUGACUCAAACCAAAUCAGACUGUGGGCCUGCCAAAGCCGCAACGGUUACCAAAUGUUACUUUGAGGAUGGCUACUUAGAUACCAGUGUGUACCUGUGGGAGGAGCUAUCAUGUGACCAUAGCAUCCCGGGUCCUGCCAUGAUCAUUGACAAGAACAGCACCAUUUUGGUGGAGCCUGGCUGCACGGCCCAGCUGACUGAGAAGGGUGACGUGUGCAUCAGCGUGGAGACCGACUCUCUGUGUGCGCUCGGCACCGAACUCAACGCCAUCCAGCUGUCCAUCUUCUCACAUCGCUUCAUGAGCAUCGCAGAGCAAAUGGGCCGUGUGCUCCAGAGAACCUCCAUUUCCACCAACAUAAAGGAGCGUCUGGACUUCUCCUGCGCCGUGUUCGGGCCUGACGGAGGGUUGGUGUCCAACGCCCCGCACAUCCCUGUGCACCUGGGGGCCAUGCAGGAGACUGUGCAGUACCAGAUUAAAGCACUGGGGAGCAGUCUGAAGGAGGGAGAUGUGAUUUUAAGUAAUCACCCGUGUGCUGGAGGAAGCCACCUGCCAGACCUCACUGUAAUCACACCAGUGUUCUGGCGUGGUGUGAGUGGACCGGUGUUUUUCGUGGCCAGCAGGGGGCACCAUGCCGACAUUGGGGGAAUCACUCCAGGCUCCAUGCCCCCACAUUCCAAAUCUCUGCAGGAGGAGGGAGCCGUCUUCAUCUCCUUCAAGCUGGUCACGGGGGGAGUUUUCCAGGAGCAAGCUGUCACAGAGGCCCUCAUGGCACCGGCACAAUACCCGGGAUGCUCUGGAACUCGCAAUCUCCAUGACAACCUGUCUGACCUGCGGGCACAGGUGGCAGCCAAUCAGAGAGGGAGUCUCCUGGUGGGCGAGUUGAUUGAUCAUUAUGGGCUGCCUGUAGUUCAGGCCUACAUGGGCUACAUUCAGAGCAAUGCAGAGUUGGCCGUAAGAGACAUGCUGAAAGAAUUUGCACGUCGGCGGCAACAGCAACAGACCGGCUCCCUAGAAGUGGAAUCUGAGGACUUCAUGGAUGACGGAACACCGAUCAGACUGCGAGUGAAGAUCAAUGAGCAGGAGGGCAGUGCAGUGUUCGACUUCACAGGCACGGGACCAGAAGUGUGGGGGAACUGUAAUGCUCCUCGUGCCAUCACCUUGUCCGCACUAAUCUACUGCCUGCGCUGUAUGGUGGGCCAAGACAUCCCACUCAACCAGGGCUGCCUUGCGCCAAUAAAAGUUAUCAUUCCGCCUGGCUCCAUCCUCCAGCCAUCCCACAGUGCAGCAGUGGUGGGGGGCAACGUGCUGACAUCACAAAGGGUUGUAGAUGUCAUCUUCCGUGCAUUCGAAGUGUGCGCAGCCUCCCAGGGCUGCAUGAACAAUGUGUCCUUUGGGAGUGAGAGGAGUGGUUACUACGAGACCGUGGCUGGGGGUGCUGGUGCCGGCCCAGGCUGGCAUGGGCGUAGCGGGGUCCACAGUCACAUGACCAACACGCGCAUCACCGACCCAGAAAUUCUGGAGAAGCGAUAUCCUGUGGUCUUGGAGCAGUUCUCCUUGCGGCCUGGCUCGGGGGGUGCAGGGCAAUAUCGAGGAGGUGACGGGGUGAUCCGGAAACUUCUGUUCCGGGAGAAGGUGGUACUGUCUGUUCUGACAGAGAGGCGAUCUACACAGCCCUAUGGACUUAAUGGAGGGGAGAGCGGAGCAGCAGGUCUGAACCUACUUCACAGGGCUGAUGGGAGAGUUCUUAACGUGGGGGCCAAGACCUCAGUCAGCCUGGACCCUGGGGACAUGUUCAGUCUGCACACCCCAGGAGGAGGGGGCUAUGGGAAGGAGGAAGAUGGAGACGAACCUCAGCCUUCCAAGCGCAGACGGCUCAACGAGACCUUCAUCGAGCGAGGGAGCGUAUUUGAGUACCGCCGCGCGCAGGAGAGUGUGUGAGAAGGUGAAAAAAAAAAUGACAUGGAAAGAGGAGAUGGCGAGAAAAGAAAAAGGGAUGUGAUGGAAAUGUGAAAGGGAAAUAGAGAAUUUUAUAGUUUUCUACAAAAGAGUGGCAUUAGAAGAUGAAUGAAUGUGCCGUUGUGGUUUAUUUGUAGAGUUACAGUGCACACAGUAGUCGUCAAUGGCAAAAGUCUCAAAAAUCUACAUUUCUUUUUGGGAAAGUCUUUUUUAAACCUUUUGAAAUGAACUGCAAACAUUUGUGACACUUAGCCUUUGUAGCAGAAGCUCAUAUAUUGUCUUGGAUGUUGUUGCAGACAUACUCCACUGUGAGGAUACAGAGAAUCAGAUUAUACAUGCAGUUUGUUGUUACAGGCAUCAGAAACCUAUCCAACAGUGGGAGGCCAUUUUAAAAUAUCAGUGUUAAACCAGUCACCUCAGCAGGCCAAGCACAGUGUAACAAACAAUAAAGGACAGGCUGGGUGGUAGUCUCUCACCACUGAUAAGAUGGAGCUAUGCAGGAACACUGUCUUUACUGUGAUGUGCUCUCAUUCCAUACAUGCAUAUAUUCACUGAUGUCUCUGCAUGUCGGCAUUUUGGAGUGGAUGGGAAUCAAACCAGUAUUUCACUCCUUUCAGAUGACCUGUACUGUUUUUAUUUCAUUUGGCAACAGACAAAGAUAUAUAUAUUUUAAAUAAACACAACUGAUAAAUUAAAA
Clupea harengus (Atlantic herring) is the source of this 4093-nucleotide messenger RNA. RefSeq names its product 5-oxoprolinase, ATP-hydrolysing (gene oplah). NCBI's taxonomy places the organism in Eukaryota, Metazoa, Chordata, Actinopteri, Clupeiformes, Clupeidae. Gene Ontology annotation, cellular component: cytosol. Gene Ontology annotation, molecular function: 5-oxoprolinase (ATP-hydrolyzing) activity. The transcript is spliced from 22 exons. The record is from RefSeq and is a predicted model, not a curated record. The coding region runs from base 16 to 3378 and encodes 1120 amino acids. Gene Ontology annotation, biological process: glutathione metabolic process.